GAGAGAGAGAGAAAGAGAGAGAGAGAGAGAGAGGAGAGUUAUACGGAGUUGCAGGUAUGGGAGCUCUUGCUCCGGUUUCUUCGUGGAUUCCUGAAGACGAUAUUAUGCUUAAAAACGCUUUGGAGGCUGGUGCCUCCUUAGAAUCUCUUGCUAGAGGUGCAGUAUACUUUUCUCGAAGAUUUAGUGUUCAAGAACUGCAAGAUCGCUGGCAUUCUCUUCUCUAUGAUCCUGCUGUUGCUGCAGAGGCAUCUGCUCACAUGAUUGAGUUUGAGCAUCAUGCUUUAAUUUUUCCAUCAAAAUCCAGCAGGUUUGAAAUUAGAAAAGAUAGAAAAUGUCAAACAGGGGCAAGAAAAGCUGAAAGUGUCCGUAAACGGUAUUAUGCCAUGUGUAAAAGAAUUUGCAAUGAACCAUUUGGCUCGAUGGACAUGAGCUUGCUUGGUGCAACUUGUAAUAAUAACUAUGUGAGAAAUGGGGAUGAGCUGCCAUCUGCAGAUUGCAUGCUUGGAUCUCCAAAUUCAAAUCAUUUUGGACUUCAGGACUCGAAUAUUGAUGCCAUGCAUUGUGCCUUCCCAGAAUAUGGGAAUGGUGAUGCCACUGCCACUGCCACUGGUGUUACUGCCCGUGCUUUUUGUACUGGACUCACUAGUUGCGCUGAAAAGGAUUCUCCUGUUUAUGAGAACAAUCCUCACAAUUUUGAGGAGAAUCUUGCUCUCACUGGGGAUUGCUCUGCAGUUGAGGAACUGCGCCUGUCGAAAGAAUUGCCAGUCUGCAACCUCUUUGAAGCUGAUGAAUUAGAUGUCAAAAACCCAGCUAUGUUUAAUCAAAUUUCUGCUAAUGAGGGAAAUGUGUGCUCAGCAUUUGGAGGAGGCCAGGUCUUCAAUUCACCAGUUUCAGAUUGUAAUGCUUCAUUUCACAAUUUGUAUUCAUCUCCACUGACCCAGACAAUUUGGAAUACAAUUGAGGGCAUUUGUGCACCAAUUUUGCCUGAUAUUCACCUUGGGGAGAAAGAACAGAAAACGGGGAAUACGUUUGCAUUUCCUGAUCAUGAUGGUAUGUGUAACCCAAGUGCAGCAAGAGAUUCUGUUGUCCACCCAAAUUUUAAUCUGGAAAACCCAAUGCCAUGUGAUGUCAUGAAAAAUUCAACUCCUAGCACUGAUGACUACUUUGUGUCUGAUUCACUUCUCAACUUUACGGCUGAGGAAGAGCUACUAUGCAUGGAUGAGUCUUAUAUUGAUGGUCUGAGCUCACUCCUGUGGGAUUCACCUAAUGACAGUGACAUGCCCAAUAUUGCUGUACCCAAACCAUUGGUAGCUCCAAAUGAAUAUCCCACACACCCUGAAGAAUUAGAUGACAAAGCGCUAUAUCAUGGUGGUGAUGGGAAUCUUGUUUGCAGUUCAAAGGUUCAAAUGUUACCAUCAUCAGCUGUGAAUUCUGAAUUUCCUGAACUGCGUAAUGGACCUAUUUGCUGCACGCUAAACAGUGAGGACCCAGAAAUUCCUAGUAAUGAUGAUGUUUUUCUUACUGUUCUGAUUCCAUCAUCACCUUUUUCAUCUGUAACGCAGUGGAAAUUUUAUGAAGAUAAUUAUCCCACGUCCUCAUCUGCUAAGGGCUUCUCGAGUAGUCAAAAAUCUAAAGAUGGAGGUCCAAAUGUUUUGAAGAGAAACAGAAAUAACUUUGAACAGUCCCAUGUACCUUCCCAAAUGAUUGGAUCGCAAUUGCUAUCAAAAAUGGUCCCAGACCUUUCAACCAGUGAUCAUGGGGUUAAAAUUGAAAUGCCUAACAGUGUUGCACAACAUUUGACAUUUAGGAACUCAUGUCCUGGUAGUGGAGGUGCAGCAGAUUUAAGUACAAACAGUCUCCAUCCUGCAGAUGUGAAGGAAGAUGUUACAAAACUUGAACUGGAAAAGCAUGUCAAUUGUAACCUAGAUGAUUCUUAUCUAAAGAAGCAGGCUAACGGCUUUCAUAGCCAUGAAAGAUGUUUUCAGAAGAGUGCUAGUUGCUGCAAGCGGGAAGUAGAAGCUUCACUUACAUUCCAUGAACAUCAAGCAUUACACACAUCCAUAGAUAUGAAUGUCCCAGAACUAGUUGUAAACCAUUCACCAUCUGAUCAGAGAGAGUUUCCUUCUGAAAACGAUGAUGAUAUACCUUAUUUUUCUGAUGUUGAAGCUAUGAUACUUGAUAUGGACUUGAGUCCUGAUGACCAGGAUUUUUAUUCCAGUAGGGAAGUCUUUAUAUACCACCAUGAGGACACUAAGAGGAAAAUCAUAAGGCUGGAGCAGGCUGCUGAUGCUUAUAUGCAAAGAGCCAUUGCAUCCCAGGGUGCCUAUGCUGUUUUAUAUGGGCGCUACUCGAAGCAUUUCAUCAAGAAACCGGAGGUUUUACUUGGGAGAGCAACUGGAGAUGUUGAGGUUGACAUCGACUUGGGAAGAGAAGGGUGUGCUAAUAACAUAUCUCGACGGCAGGCAAUUAUAAAGAUGGACGAGGAUGGAUUUUUCCAUCUGAAGAACCUUGGUAGGUGUUCAAUCUUCAUAAAUGGCAAGGAAGUAGCACCUAAACAGAGUCUAAACCUUUCUUCAAAUUGCUUGAUUGAGGUAAGAGGAAUGGCAUUUGCAUUCGAGACGAAUCAGAAUAGCGUAAAACAAUAUGCGAGUAACAUCACAAGAGGAAGCCAAUCCUGCGAACACAAAGAUUGAGUGAAGAUUGAAUGACUUUUUCAGAGGGUUUCAGAAGGUGCUUAUUUUUUACUGCACUUUUUGGGCUCCUGAUUUGCAGAGUCUAUUGUGUAUAGGGCGGAUUACGAUGUUAGAAAACUUCUAGAUCUGAUUUUCCAUGAUACAGAGAAACAGAUUAAGGUCAUGGUACCUUUGGAAAGUUCUUGUGCAUUUCUUGAGGCCAAUGCUGCUGUUGAGUUGUGGGCUGCGAUUGUUGUCUUCCAUGUGUUAAAGUUGGCCUGGGUGAAUCGAUGUAGUUCUGGUUAAGGAAAUGAACUUCUGGUAGCUAUACGGGGAUCGUUAAGGGGGUCAGAGGAUGCAGAAAGUCUACGGUUUUGGUAUAAUUUGAAAAAAAAUGGUUAACCCGAGAGGUAUCUCAAGUGGAGACGAGCUGUAAAUCUAGACAUUUUAAAUUUGAAUCAUAGUAAUCUUUUGAGGUCAGGUCAUGAAGAUUUUAUUCUCUGUGAAUAUUUUAGUUUCAACAGAGAUUGUUUGUUUUUAUUCUUCAUGAAUAUCAUAAUUUUGG
Ilex paraguariensis (yerba mate) is the source of this 3237-nucleotide messenger RNA. The record is from the annotation of a GenBank genome assembly. Lineage: Eukaryota; Viridiplantae; Streptophyta; Magnoliopsida; Aquifoliales; Aquifoliaceae.